Molecule: messenger RNA, 3732 nt
Organism: Spinacia oleracea (spinach)
Lineage: Eukaryota; Viridiplantae; Streptophyta; Magnoliopsida; Caryophyllales; Amaranthaceae
Product: ETO1-like protein 1
Exons: 5
Coding region: 823-3492 (889 amino acids)
Biological process (GO): negative regulation of ethylene-activated signaling pathway
Molecular function (GO): protein binding
Source: RefSeq, a predicted model, not a curated record
AUUCUGACCAAACACAGCAAGCUGCAAAUCUUUUCUGGGUUUCUCCAACGGAAGAAAUCAGAGUUGCAAGGAAAAGUGAGCAAUACGGAAAAAGAAAAUGAAAAAAUAAAGGAGGGAAAAACAAACAUGCUAUUCUAUAGUCUAUAAUUAAUAAAGUUAAUAACUUUUUCACAUUCAACCAACAAACAAAAAGGGGGAAGAUAGAAAAGUGAGAAAUUUCAUCCUUUGGAUUCUCAUUCUCUCUCUCUUUCUCACACUUUGAUCUCACGCCUACAAGCUCAUUUCCCCAUUUUGUUCAACUGGGUAUUUGAAUUCAAGCUAAUUAAUUUCUGGGGUUACUUCACUUUUCUUGUUUUAGCUCCAGUGUAAUUUUUCUGGGUUGUUUUUGCAGCAACAAAUCCAGAGAUUUCUGGGUUAAUCUCCUUAUUUCUCUCCCCAUUUUGGUGGAUUAGGUAAAACAAAAUUGGUUGGUUUUAGUUUAUGUGAUGUGGGUUAGGUUUAAUUUGGUUUUUUGUUUAUGGUAGAGAUUCUUUUGGUGUUUUCUGGGCUUAUAAAAGUGUAAAGUUCACCACAAAGUGUAUGUAAAAUAGUAGAAAAAGUUAUCUUUUUUUCUUCUUCUGUGUGAUGGGAUGUUUUUGAAGGUUUUGUAUGUGUAAAUUUAAUUGGGGUUUUUUGGGUGAAUUUGUGUAAAAAUUCCACCUUUUGUUGUAGGGAAUUUAACCCUAAAAAGUCUAGAUUCUUCCCCCUGGCUGAAUAGCUAGGAGGGAGGUCUCACAUUUGCCUAUUGUGGAGAUCUGGGAAUUGUUCCGAGCCUUAUGUCCAAUGAGGACAAUAUUUAAUUCUGAAUCUUGUAAAGAAACACUUCAUCUCAAUGUACUAAAUCCACAGUCAUGGCUUCAAGUUGAGAGAGGGAAAUUUUCUAAGGUAGCUGCAGCUCAAGCAUCUUCCUCAAUAGGAUCACUUGUCAAGGUUCCUGAACCGCCAAUUGUCGCGCACUUUAAGCCUCUUGAUUAUGUACAAGUUUUAGCUCAAAUUCAUGAAGAGCUCGAAUCGUGUCCGUUGAAUGAGAGGUCAAGUUUGUAUUUGCUACAGUUUCAGGUGUUUAGGGGAUUAGGAGAGGUUAAAUUGAUGCGUAGAAGUCUUCGGACUGCGUGGCUUAAGGCUAGUAGUGUCCAUGAGAAGAUUAUAUUUGGGGCAUGGUUGAAGUAUGAGAAAAAAGGAGAGGACUUUGUCUUUGACUUACUUGGUUCUUGUAGUAAAUGUGCUAGAGAAACCGGGCCAAUUGAUGUUGCAUCUGAACUUCAAAUUAACAGCACCAGUUCACGGUCCUCCGAGGAAGCAUCCAUCAGUGGGAAUGAAAGUGAUGACAGUGUUGUUUUUCGGAUUGGGAAUGAGAGAGUAAAUUGUGACAGACAAAAAAUGGCUAAUCUUUCAUCUCCAUUUUGUGCUAUGUUGAAUGGUUGCUUUACUGAAUCAUACUGUGAAGAAAUAGAUUUCUCUGAAAACAAUAUAUCAGUUAACGGUAUGAGAGAAAUCAGUGACUUUAGUAAGACUGGAUGUUUGAAUGAAGUUUCCCCGGAUUUACUUGUAGAGAUGUUGAUAUUUGCUAACAAGUUCUGCUGUGAAAGCUUGAAAGAUACAUGUGAUAGGAAACUCGCUUCACUUGUUUCCACCAGGCAAGAUGCAGUUGAUCUUCUAGAGUGUGCAAUUGAGGAGAAUUCUCCAAUUCUAGCAGCCUCUUGUUUGCAGGUUUUUCUGCACGAUCUUCCCGAUUGUUUAAAUGAUGAUAGGGUUGUGGAAAUUUUAGGCAAUGCAAAUGGGGAACAACUGUCUAUUGUAGUUGGACAAGCCUCAUUCUCACUCUUCAGUUUAUUGAGUGAAGUUUCCAUGAGCCUUGAUGCUAGUUCUGACAUAACUGUGUUAUUCUUGGAACGUUUGGUGCAAUCUGCGAAGAAUAAUAGACAAAAGAUGUUAGCUUUUCAUCAACUAGGUUGCGCGAGGCUUCUACGGAAAGAAUAUGAUGAAGCUGAAGAGCUUUUCCAGAAAGCCGUAAAAGAAGGACAUACAUACUCAAUUGCUGGUUUGGCUAGAAUAAGUUACAAUAAGGGUAAAAAAAGUUGGGCUUUUGAGAAGCUUAAUUCUUUAGUUUUAUCUUCAACUCCUUUGGGAUGGAUGUACCAAGAAAGAUCCCUUUAUUAUGAAGGAGAUAAAAGGUGGGAUGACCUUGAAAAAGCAACGGAUUUAGACCCAACACUUACUUAUCCGUACAUGUAUAGGGCUGCAUCUUUGAUGAGGAAACAAGAGGCUGAAGCUGCAAUUGGUGAAAUAAACCGUGUUCUUGGUUUUAAACUAGCUUUAGAGUGUUUGGAGCUCAGAUUUUGCUUCUAUUUAGCCCUAGAAAAUUAUGAAGCAGCUUUUUGUGAUGUUCAGGCUAUUCUCACUCUUUCUCCUGGAUAUAGAAUGUUUGAGGGCCGUGUUGCAGCAACCAAACUUCGUAUGUUGGUGCGUGAGCAUGUCGAGAAUUGGACUACUGCAGACUGUUGGUUGAAGUUAUAUGAUCGGUGGUCUUCAGUUGAUGAUAUUGGAUCUUUAUCUGUAAUUUACCAGAUGCUUGAAUCUGAUGCAGCUAAAGGUGUCCUGUACUUCAGACAAUCAUUACUUCUCCUUAGGUUAAAUUGUCCAGAAGCAGCAAUGAGAAGUUUGCAGUUAGCUCGUCAACAUGCAUCAAGUGAAGAUGAGCGUCUGGUUUAUGAAGGCUGGAUACUGUAUGAUACUGGCCACUGUGAGGAAGGGCUUCGCAAGGCGGAAGAGUCUAUAAAACUCAAGAGAUCAUUUGAGGCUUUCUUCUUGAAAGCUUAUGCUUUGGCUGACUCUAGUCAAGAUCCGACAUGCUCUUCGGCUGUUAUUACACUUCUUGAAGAUGCCCUGAAAUGCCCUUCAGAUAGGCUGCGAAAAGGUCAGGCUCUGAACAAUCUAGGGAGCGUCUAUGUAGACUGUGGGAAAUACGACUUAGCAGCUGAUUGCUAUGUUAACGCUCUUAAGAUCCGACAUACUCGAGCUCAUCAAGGCCUUGCACGGGUUCAAUAUCUAAGAAAUGAGAAGACUGCUGCAUAUGAAGAAAUGACAAAGCUGAUUGAAAAGGCGCAGAACAAUGCAUCUGCAUAUGAAAAGAGGUCAGAGUAUUGUGAUCGGGACUUGACCAAGGCUGACCUGGAAAUGGUUACCAGAUUAGAUCCACUUCGAGUAUAUCCUUACCGUUAUCGAGCUGCAGUUUUGAUGGACAGCCACAAGGAGAAGGAAGCCAUUGAAGAACUCUCAAGGGCGAUUUCAUUCAAAGCCGAUGUACACCUUCUUCACCUACGAGCAGCUUUCCAUGAACACAUCGGUGAUGUCAUGGGCGCACUUCGGGAUUGCAGAGCCGCACUUUCUGUUGAUCCGAACCAUCAAGAGAUGCUGGAGCUUCACAGUAGGGUGAACAGCCAUGAGCCCUGAUCAUUCAUUCAGAUUAUGGAUGCAUUUUGUCAUACAAGAAUGAAAAAAGGAUUAUUAAUGCACCAAUUUGCAUGCUCAUUUCUUGUAAAUUCGAUCCCGAGUUAUAUAUCAUGUAUUCUAAUGAGGUGUUAUUAUUUUUCUCACCUCAAGUUUUGUAACCUUUUUAUGUUCAGUGUAGUGUAUUUAAAGUUACAGUGAACAGAAAAAUGAAGAAAUCUUAUGAAGUAGCUUCUACAAGAA